GGAGGAGAAGAAAGAUAUAGAUAGAUAUACCUAAGAGCAACUCUUCUACAUAUUUAACUAUGAGCUGUUACCUGUAGGGAGCCUAUAUACUACUUAUGUAGAACAGGGCUUAAGAUGGUAAAGAGAAUGGGUUUGUCCUUCUCUUUCCUGCCUAGUGGAGCUGCAGGCUUCAGUUUCCACUGAAUGGACUGAAACUGUCUUCCUUGAGAUGAUCUAGUGUUGCUGGCUUAUUUUCUGGAGUACUGAGCUUUGUGCGUAACUUGAAUACUCCCCAUUGCAAAAAAAAGAAUAAAAUUUUGAAGUUUAUAGUCUUAAUUCACAUUGCAAACACUGAUCAUAUUCAGGAGGUUUGGGGUGGGGGUCUUUUUUAGUUAAUUUGAAUAAUUUUUCAUGGUUUAGUACAACAGGUAAGAUGUAAUAUUCCAGGUACUGAUGUUUCUUAUUGCUAAAAGUGUUUUUGUUGCUAAGGGUCAAAGCAAGAUUGUGACACAUCACAAGUCUUGAGCUUUUUAGUUUGUUUCAGGGUAAAGGACUUGGAAGUAGAAAAAAGAGGAAGAGAAUCAUAAUGGAACUUUGAGAAGGCUACUAUGUCUAUAAGUCUAAAGAUCUUUUGGAGAAGCAUCACAGCCAUGAAUGGGCCAGUGGAUGGUUUAUGUGAUUACACGCUUGAUGAUGAAGGAGCUUUCAUGUUCACAUCGGAGUCCGUGGGAGAAGGACAUCCAGAUAAAAUCUGUGAUCAAAUCAGCGAUGCAGUACUAGACGCCCAUCUCAAACAGGACCCGAACGCCAAGGUUGCUUGUGAGACAGUAUGUAAGACAGGAAUGGUGUUGCUCUGUGGGGAGAUCACUUCCCGUGCCAUUGUGGAUUAUCAGCGAGUUGUCCGAGAUGCAAUCAGACAUAUUGGCUAUGAUGAUUCAGCUAAAGGCUUUGACUACAAGACUUGUAAUGUUUUAGUGGCACUGGAACAGCAGUCACCCGAUAUUGCCCAAGGUGUUCAUCUACACAGGAAUGAAGAGGAUGUUGGUGCUGGAGAUCAGGGUCUGAUGUUUGGUUAUGCAACAGACGAGACAGAGGAAUGUAUGCCUCUGACAAUUAUUCUUGCUCAUAAACUGAACGCCAGGUUAGCAGAGCUGAGGCGCAGCGGAGAGCUCCCUUGGCUGAGGCCCGACUCUAAGACACAGGUGACGGUGCAGUACACCCAGAAGAACGGAGCGGUGAUCCCCGUGCGUGUCCACACCAUCGUCAUCUCUGUGCAGCACGACGAGACCAUUUCUCUGGAGAACAUGCGCAGGACCCUGAAGGAGCGCGUCAUCCAAGUCGUGGUCCCUGCAAAAUACUUGGAUGACAAAACUAUUUACCACCUUCAGCCUAGCGGACGAUUUGUUAUUGGAGGGCCUCAGGGCGAUGCUGGCGUCACCGGCAGGAAGAUCAUCGUGGACACCUACGGCGGCUGGGGAGCGCACGGCGGCGGCGCCUUCUCUGGCAAGGACUACACCAAGGUGGACAGGUCGGCCGCCUACGCAGCCCGCUGGGUGGCCAAGUCCCUGGUGAAGGCCGGCCUCUGCCGCCGGGUUCUGGUGCAGGUUUCUUAUGCCAUUGGGGUUGCUCAUCCACUGUCUAUUUCACUGUUCACUUAUGGAACUUCCCAAAAAACAGAGAAAGAGCUGCUAGACAUUGUGCACAAAAACUUUGAUCUUCGGCCUGGAGUCAUUGUCAGGGAUCUGGAUCUAAAAAAGCCCAUUUACCAGAAGACUGCAUGCUAUGGUCACUUUGGAAGACAGGAAUUCUCAUGGGAAGUGCCUAAAAAACUCGUGUUUUGACAUUAGUGACAUGUCACCUUUUAAAAACAGAAAGGAAGACCACGAAUGAUGAGGAUGCUUCUGAAAAUCAAAUUUGACAGCUUUAUAUUCAACAUAAGGAAUUUUAGAUUUUAAAUGGAAAGAAAGGAAAGGUUAUUUUCUUGGAAAUUGAUUUUUUUUUAACCUUCAGUGUCUUUCAUUAUCUAAGAUAUAAUGGACAGAGUCUGUUUUUUUAAUCAGCAUAAGACAACAAAAUACAGUUUACUUGUAACUGCUGCUCUGUUGGUUCUUUGGAUAAAGACAAAGUGUGACUCAGGUACUCAAACCAAAAGCUGAACCUCAAACCUUUGAUGGGCAAAGGUGAAGACGACUUUCCCAGCUCUGACUAAGGAUCAGCAGAUCUGUUGCUUCUAAUUAGACAAUGGGAAAUUCUGGGGUCCAAUUUCCUUACUGGAGUUAGCAAUGCAUACGGCUGGGGGCUGCUUUGAUGGGAGAAGGCUGAAUAUCACCUAACAGUAUCUUGGCCUCUUUUAUAAAAGAUGUUAACAUGUAUGUAAUAUUUAAAUCACCUUCAGUGCAUAUGUGCUGUUACUGUCGUGUUUCAAUUGCCUGCGUUUUUGAAACAUAAGUGCUCUCCUAUGAAACAACAAUCAUAGAAUAAAAAGCUUUUUCCUACCAUGUAUGUAAAGGUGUAUCUUUUUCUAUGG
Prinia subflava (tawny-flanked prinia) is the source of this 2506-nucleotide messenger RNA. It is a transcript of the gene MAT1A, whose product is annotated as methionine adenosyltransferase 1A. Gene Ontology annotation, cellular component: cytosol. Lineage: Eukaryota; Metazoa; Chordata; Aves; Passeriformes; Cisticolidae. The coding region runs from base 588 to 1820 and encodes 410 amino acids. Gene Ontology annotation, biological process: S-adenosylmethionine biosynthetic process. The record is from RefSeq and is a predicted model, not a curated record. The transcript has 10 exons. Gene Ontology annotation, molecular function: ATP binding; methionine adenosyltransferase activity.